AUGCUGAACGUCGCAAUUCUUCCCGCAGACCCAACGCGGACAUGUCUCUCAAUCCGUAACCUAACGUCGACCCUUCUCUCCCCCUCUUCCUCUCCCUCUUCCUCCCCCCUAUCCCCUCACCUCACCAUCCACGCUUCCCUCACUCCCUCAGUCACGGCUUUAAUCUGGCUCCCAAACAUAAAGCAAGCCAACACCUCUCUCGAACUCUCGACACUCCUCUCCUCCCCCGCUGGGGGAUCGAUCAAGUUCAUCCAAAUGCCAAUGACAGGAAUUGACGAUUUCAUAGCGCUAAUCCGAUCUACCAGCCAAAAAAUCACCUGGAGUUGUGCCAAAGGUUGCUGUGCAACACUGGUUGCCGAACACGCACUUGCACUUGCACUUAGCCUACUACGUGGCCUAAGCAAAACUGGAUGCAUGACAUCUUGUGAAGUUGCAAGUCUCUCUGGUAAAAGUGUCGUAGUUAUCGGAAAUGGAGGUGUUGGUAAACAAAUCAACCGAUUCUUGCUGCCCUUUGCAUGUCAAGUGACCAUGACUGAUUCUAUUACUACCAAAGCUCAACUUUUGCAACUAUUGCAAAAAGUGAGCCUGGUAUUCAUUGCAUGUCCCUUAACCGAGGCAACAAAGGGAAUGUUUGCCCAUGAAGCUUUGAGUGCGAUGCGAAGUGAUGCAGUUUUGAUUAAUGUUGCCAGAGGAGAAAUCGUUAAUACGGGCGCAUUAAUCAAUGCAGUGAAACAUGGAAAUCUCAACGCUGCAGGUUUAGACGUGAUUACUUUCACACACGGCAAACAGGGCGAAAAGGAGAAAGAAGAGCUGGAUAAGUUGGUGAAGCAAGGAAAGCUUUUGAUCACUCCACAUGCAGCUAUACCGCAUCAUAUGAUCGAGGCCUUGUUGGGUGAAAGGAUCAGGCAUAAUUUAGAGGUGCUAGCGACGGGUAAAGGCGAGUUGAUGGGUGUUGUUGAUCCGAACAAAGGCUAUUAA
Molecule: messenger RNA, 978 nt
Organism: Ustilago hordei
Lineage: Eukaryota; Fungi; Basidiomycota; Ustilaginomycetes; Ustilaginales; Ustilaginaceae
Exons: 1
Coding region: 1-978 (325 amino acids)
Cellular component (GO): cytosol
Molecular function (GO): NAD binding; glyoxylate reductase (NADPH) activity; hydroxypyruvate reductase [NAD(P)H] activity
Source: RefSeq, a predicted model, not a curated record